AUGCUUCAUCAUAAAAAAAAUAAUAAAAAUACAAAAAUAAAUAAGAACUCUUCUCCAAAAUUUGUUUACCCUUCAGGACCAGAAACAUCUUGUUCAUUAGAUGAAUAUAAUGAAAAAAUUGAAAAAGAAAACCAAGAGAUUCUGAGGAAAGGUAUGAAUGAUGUUGGUAUUUCUUUUUAUUUUAAUAAAAGACCACUUGAAGAUAUUUAUAAUAGUAGUUUAAUAAUUACACCCUCACCAUCUUCAUCACCAGCAUCUUCUUCUUCUUCAUCAUCUUCAUCAUCAUCUUCAUCAUCAUCAUCAUCAUCAUCAUCAUCAUCAUCAUCAUCAUCAUCAUCAUCAUCAUCAUCAUCAUCAUCAUCAUCCUCUUCAUUAUUUUCUUCAACACUUUCAUUAAUAAAAAGUCAAGAAAUUAUUGAUGACGACGAUAUUAAAAUUCAAAGAGGUAAAUGUAAUCUUAGUGGUAUUAUAAUGUUGUACAGCCGUGAAAUUGAUAAUGAUGAACGUGUUUUCCAAAUGUCAUUGAAUAGACUUGACAAUAAAAAAGGUUAUAUCAAAGAAAAUAUAGAGUUGGUAUGUUUGGGAUUCAACUCAACAGAUGUAUCAAAAAAUCAGUUGCAUAUUAAAGGCCAGCAAGAUUGGAAUCAAUCAGUUUUUGACUAUAUGGUGCAAUGUUUGGAUGAACUAUCCAAAGAAAUUAUACCAACUCAAACUUAUCAAGAAUAUAUUGAAAAAACCCCUAAAAUAAAUAAAUAG
Messenger RNA from Dictyostelium discoideum AX4, 756 nucleotides. RefSeq lists its product as hypothetical. Lineage: Eukaryota; Evosea; Eumycetozoa; Dictyosteliales; Dictyosteliaceae. Bases 1 to 756 code for a protein of 251 amino acids. The record is from RefSeq and is a predicted model, not a curated record. The transcript is spliced from 2 exons.